AUGCCCGCCGCUGUUAAGCAUUUCUCGGCCGCCGCUGCAGACCCGCACAUCAUCCACCAAUACCUCAAGGCCGACGGCGUGGUGAUUGUGGAGGGUGCCACCACGCGCGAGACCAUCGACGCCGUCUUGGAGGAAGUCGGCACUGUCCCUGAUGGACAGACCUUUGCACUGGCAGCCAAGAGUGUGGCCUUCGCGACCCAGCUCCUGAUGAAUCCCCUGUACCUCGAUCUCAGCAACCGAAUCCUCACCGACGCAUGUAUCAUAUACUAUGAGCAGGAACGGACCGUGUCAAUCUCAGAGCCCCAGGUCUCGCAGACCUCAAUCUUGUCUGCCCAACCGAACAGCCUCCCCUGGGGCCUUCGUCGUCAAGACGAAUGCCACCACAUUUCCCACCCAGCCAAGCGCGAAGCCCAGUUGGGGAUCAUGUACGCUGCGCACGACCUCACCCGCGAUAACGGUGCGGUGCGCGUGGUCAUCGGGUCCAAUCACUGGACGGACUCGCGGGACCCCAACUCCGAGGAUGAAUAUCUCGUCGAGUUGCGCAAAGGCGACGCUUUGCUUUGGCUGGGCUCUACCUACUUCGGGCGCGCGGCAAACACCACCGACAAAGACACCGUGCUCUUGAGCGCGACCGCGACCGCAGGAUACCGCCGCCAGGAGGAGAACCAAUACCUCGCGGUGCCGUGGGAGGUGGUCGAGAGGUACCCUACGUCGGUGCAGCGGUUCCUAGGUUAUGCCGUGAGCCGACCGUACGGUGGGUCCGUCGAGCACAUGGAGCCCUUGGACUUUAUGAAGGUAAAGGGCGACUGGUCCAAAUAUAUCCCCGUGGAUCUGAUCUGA
Messenger RNA from Aspergillus brunneoviolaceus CBS 621.78, 840 nucleotides. RefSeq lists its product as uncharacterized. The transcript has 2 exons. The record is from RefSeq and is a predicted model, not a curated record. Bases 1 to 840 code for a protein of 279 amino acids. NCBI's taxonomy places the organism in Eukaryota, Fungi, Ascomycota, Eurotiomycetes, Eurotiales, Aspergillaceae.